Lagopus muta (rock ptarmigan) is the source of this 4557-nucleotide messenger RNA. RefSeq names its product microfibril associated protein 3 (gene MFAP3). NCBI's taxonomy places the organism in Eukaryota, Metazoa, Chordata, Aves, Galliformes, Phasianidae. The transcript has 3 exons. Bases 293 to 1318 code for a protein of 341 amino acids. The record is from RefSeq and is a predicted model, not a curated record.
GCGGCGUCUGAGGUGAGGGUUCGGAUCGGGUCCGUUCGGGUCGGGCCGUACCUCCCUGCUCCGCGGUGACGUCAGGUUUCCUUUGGCGACCUCAGAACGCGGGGAAAACGUUGGAUUUCCAGUUUCCUCUCACAAUAUUGAUGGUCUUGAAAGUGCAUUUGGAUCCAAGACGUUUUCUACCAGUGAACAAAUUAAGAACCUCCUCUCUCUCUCAGAUCCGUACAGACAAUUUAAUAUCUUGUGACCUCAUUUCUCCAAAUUAAAUGAAAAAGCAUUUUUCUCUUAACUUUCCAUGAAGCUCAGCUAUUGCCUGUUAAUUUUGACUGUCAGUGCUGAUCUUUCGAUUGGACUUACACUGGAAAAUGUAGCUUCUAAUGGGACACUUGCUUUUGAGUCUUUCAAUGCAUCACUUCAUCCAGUGCCUCAAGCUUUAGCAAGUUCCCCAGCACACCAUGAUAUCAUAGCCAAAGAGGGAACCAGUAUUUUAAUUGAAUGUCAAGUGAACAUCAGCCAAUAUGAAUAUAUUCUUUGGUAUAACUCCAAAGGACACCUGCUUCAACAGAAAGAUGAAGGUGGACGGUGGAGGAUUGCUGGUAAUUUCCUUAACAUCACGAAGGUCAACUUUGCUGACCGGGGACGAUACACGUGUGCAGCUGUUCAUGGUAACAACACAGUGUAUUCCACCGUCACCCUGAGAGUCACCUUCACCUCGGGAGACAUGAGCAUUUACUACAUGAUUGUGUGCCUCGUUGCCUUUGCCAUCACGCUCAUUUUAAACAUAACUCGUCUGUGCAUGAUGAGCAGCCACCUCCGCAAAACAGAGAAGGCUAUCAAUGAGUUCUUCAGGACGGAAGGGGCCGAGAAGCUUCAGAAGGCUUUUGAGAUAGCCAAGCGUAUCCCCAUCAUUACAUCUGCCAAAACGUUAGAGCUGGCCAAAGUCACUCAGUUUAAGACCAUGGAGUUUGCUCGGUACAUCGAAGAGCUUGCCAGAAGCAUUCCCCUUCCGCCGCUGAUCCUUAAUUGCAGGGCGUUCAUGGAAGAGAUCUUUGAGGCUGUGCGAGUCGAUGAUCCCGAUGAAGUCGGCGAGGCAGAAAAACAAACCCAAGCCUGCGGUACCCAAGCUGCAGUGUACCCCAUCAACCCGGAGAUCAAGCGCAGCGAUUCGCCGGCCGCGGAUUCUGACGAUGGGUCUGUGAAUGAGCAGGGCCAAGAAAUAGCUGUUCAGGUGUCCAUCCACCCGCAGGCAGAAGCGCAGAGCAUUGACACCGUUUCUCAUGACAGCUGCCAGUUAGCUCCUUCUGAGGAGGGCACCUGCUGAACCCAGCCACAUCUGUUGUACAGGAGCACGGGUGUCCCUGGGAUAACGUGAGAAAGGGGUGUGCAAACAAGCUGCCUCAUCCCCUGUGCACAAGAGCUGGUUUUUUUUCCAAAUUGCAAGGUGCCAGAACUACUGCUGAUGUCUGUAUUUCCCCUCAGUGUUUCGCUGUGUUGGUCUAACAGUUUCAGAUCUGUAAGAGAAGGGUGUUUGAAUUGUUGUUCAGUGGAUUUUCUUUUUGAAGCAGCUUGUUUUACUUCAAGUAUUUACAAAACAGUAAUUCUUUCAUCAGCUCCUUGGUACCCUCUGAUACUUCUGUGUUAGAAGUAGCCAAGCUGAGCAGAACAAGAUGCAGUAAGAUCUUUUGCUUUGUAGGCCUGUUCUUCCUUCACAAAGUGGAAGCAGAAUUCCUUAAAGCCAAUGUUGUUACCCCAAUGAAUUGAGUUUUGCGUAGCGUGCUUCUGUGUUGCUAUCAAAAUGUACUGUGUUUAGAAAAAUAAUUGCACCGAGAUCUGCUGCUGAAUUAAAGUGCUGUGGCAGCUUAGAGAACAACCAGGGGAUCUCUGCUUUCUGUGCAUCUGCAUCUGUACUCGAGCGUGUGGAAAGCAAAUUGCUACAAACCUUGUCACUUAAGCUUGGUGCUGAUUGCCAACUGCCUUACCCUGGUUCUGUCUUGCAGAGUGGAGCAGUCGGUGGUACCACUGGAACUGUCUUUUGGCUCUGCUGAUUUCACUCGCUAUAGAGAACCCAAAGUUUCAUGUUGCAUUUGACGUUGUUGUGAGAAAAGAAUGACAGUGAUCGUCCAGAGGCGUAACUUAAAGGGAAAUUUGUCUACUGUUAAGGUAUCUCAGGCAGUUAUUUCUGAACAGUGUAAUAAUGGAGGGGAAAAAGCAAUGCCACUGACUUUACUCUGGCUACUGCUUUCAGGAAGCAGUGGGAGAGAGGGCUUAGCAGAGGGGCUGGCUGAGCUGCUUGCCAGCCCGUUUCCAGAGCAGAGUGGUUGAGAGUGCUGCCCUCUCCCAUCUGCUGAAGAGGAAAGGCAGCUGACAUCCAUACCUACACAUGUACGUGCUGCACCAAGGAUCUCCUGCACGGCUUCCUUCCUCAGCUCUGGAGCUGUGGCCUCAUGGAAGCCACAGGCAGACAAGAAUCAAGUAUUUUCUUUCACACGUUGGUGCUGAUUUUUUUUCUCCCUAGCAUUUAUAAGUUGUAUCACUUAAAUAGCAUUAGAUAUCCUAUCGAGAUUCAGUAGAUGUAAGGGUUGUAAAAACUCCACAAAUUAAUUUUUUACAACUACUGGAACCAUUCUGCCAUAUAAUUUAAACAACUUGGCAACAGGAGCACCAUUUAAUUUCCCACAACUCUUUUUUCUUUUCCUUAUUAUUACAAAAAUGUCAGUUGAACAAGUGAUUCUGGAAGGCUGUUCAGGAUUCUUAAGAGGAUUUGACUCUACAUUUACAUGAGUAAGCAGGCACAGUGGUAAUAACAGGGUGGAGCUUUCUGUUGUAGUGCAUCCUUCUAACAAAGGGUCUGAGCAAAUUACAUUUAUCACAUCAUAUCAAAUGAUGGGAAAGUGAAGCAUCUAUUACUGUUUUAAAAUACCUCCUGGGGAAAGUUCUGCUAACAGCCACCAGUAAAUGCAGCCUGCUUGGCUUUGGUAUAUUGGGUUAGAGCUGUGUUUUUUGGUGGGAAUGAACACUGCUAGCCUUAGUUGCAGUAGUGCGCUGACCAACUUGGUACUUUUGCCAAGACUGUAGCAAACAUCUGCUUCAGGGGAGGAAAGCUUGCUAUAGACACGAUAGAUACUGCCCUCUGCAGUAACUUCUUGUUAGUUUCCAUGGUUUGGUGGCACUUUAUGUCUAGGUGAGAAAUUUGUGUAGUUUUGUGUAACCUGUCUGAUUUUUAAAAAAGUUUUUGGUGAUCAGUGUUAAACUCUUGUGAAUAAAGGGCUGGUUCUAGAAGCCCUGCCAAGAUGCUGCUGGCUUCAUUUCUGUCUUACAGUGAGCUCUGCAGAUCUAUUGCCUGAGCACAGAUCUGGGGGUUUGUACCACUUUGUCCUGCCUGAAAGCUGAUGGCCACAGGAGAGGGUCGUCUCUUUAAUCUCUGUUGAGCCACAGGCCCUUGGCGUUGUAGCUGCUCCUGCCAGUUUUCACAAAACAGCUCUCCUUGCUUCUGUGAAGCUCUUGCAUUCCUUGUGGCAGUAACAUCUUUGACAUUUCCCCUUCCCCUACACGCAGUGUAGAGACGCAGCUACGAAAUCAAAGCUCCGUUUAAUUGCUUCUGUGGAAGCAGUUAUGCAGUUGUGAUUGACAGAUGUCUCGUCAGAAGCAGCAGCUUGCAGGCAGCAGGAUGAUCCUGGAGGUGCAUCAGAUGGGUGUCAGGAGAGGAGUUUCGGGAUUAACUCAAUCUGUUCUCUGAUUUUUAUUCUUUAUUUCCAUAGCUCCGGGUUCUCACUGAGCGCCAUUACGCGCUGUCGCCAUGUGUCCCCAUUUCUGGUGGAGAGGAAAGAAUCCUACAUCCAGGUCCUCAGAAGUGCAAUUGCCAUGUCAAUUGCUGGAUAAUAAAGCCAAGUGUUUUCCUGAAUUAUUGCAGCGUUUUGUUUCCCAAAUUAAUUCCAUCCCUGGGAAGGAAGCUGUAUUGCAAGAAUUUCAGUAAAUCAGUGACACUUAUUAAAUGUAGGAACUGAUCCUACCUCCACUGAAUUCAAUUAGAGCAGAUUAGGAGCCUCAGUGUAUUUUGCAAACAAUAUUACAGGGUUUUUUGUGCCUCUGAAAGCAAGGAGGAUGGUGGUGUUAUGCAGUAGAUGUGAUUUCAGAGAAGGAAACCUGACACUGGUUUCAAACAACUUGUGAACUCUUCUUACAUUGACUAGCUGUGUGCAUGUAGGUCUGUUUGAUGUGACUAACUGAAAAUUAACAUUGAAAGAUUGUAUAAGUGACAGUGUGUCUAACGUUUCAUAGGUCAGGGAGAUUCUACAGUGGUUUCCUUGGUUUAAACUGAAUUCUUCGACAAUCUCAAGGCUAUUUUAUCUCUUCUUUAUAACUGCUUUUUAUUUAAAAUAACAUAAAAUCGACUCAUUACCCGAGAGUACCUAAAAAUAACUUUGUAGUGGUUAUUUGUAUUACUUGGAUUGUAACGUCACUGUUUAAUGUAACUGCAUAGGAUUUCAUACUUUCAUAAAAUGAAUUGGUAGAUUUGCAAAAUAAAUGAAAAACAAAAGCUUUGUUCUCUUUGGGGUUACU